UCCGCCAAAAUUCCAACCCACUGUAUAAGCAGACCAAAACAGAGCUCUCUCUCUCCACCUAUAUACCCAAUCACAAAACCAACCACGAAGCUCUCCAGACGUUUCACUCUUCGGAGGUUCCGCAAAACGAAACGUUUCGGAAAUGACGGUGUUUGGGAGCUCCGCCACGGCUUACCUGUCCGGCGGGAAAGCGCACGCGCACGUGUUUCCGAUCGACUACGAGGCCGAGGUUUCGCAGCGGUUGGUGGACGCCGCGCACGACAACGACUCGAAAUCGGCGGGGGAGUGUCUGGGCGAUCCUUUCGUGGACGUGAACUUUGUCGGAACGGUGUGCUUGAAGUCGAAGAAGACGGAGAUUGUGGCGCAGGGCGAGUCGGCGCACGAGGUUCGCGUCGAGUACGAGGAGUUCAAGACUCAGAUCACUGCCUUGUUCCUCGCCGCUCACUCUGGGAAUUUGGCGCUCGUUAGGAAGCUCCUGAGUUAUGGAGCAAAUGUGAAUCAAAAGCUGUUCCGAGGCUAUGCAACAACAGCAGCAGUAAGGGAGGGGCAUUUGGAGAUACUGGAGGUGCUCAUCAAUGGCGGUGCGUCUCAGGAGGCAUGUGAGGAGGCCUUGUUGGAGGCAAGCUACUUGGGGAGGGCUAGGUCCGCCGAGAUGCUCAUGGGAUCUGACAUGAUCCGCCCUCAGGUGGCGGUGCACGCUCUUGUUUCUGCUUCCUGCAGAGGCUUUGUUGAUGUAGUUGACACACUCAUCAAGUGUGGGGUGGAUGCGGAUGCAACUGACAGGGCGUUGCUUCAAUCGUCCAAGCCAUUUCUAUACACUAAUGUGUACUGUAAUGCGCUUGUUGCCGCCAUUGUUAGCCGGCAAAUUUCUGUAGUCAGACUCCUCUUGCAGGCUGGAGCCAGAACAGAUAUAAAAGUGAGUCUUGGGGGCUGGUCCUGGGAUGUAAAUACAGGAGAAGAGAUUCGGGUGGGUGCAGGACUAGCCGAGGCUUACAGUGUGACCUGGUGUGCUGUGGAGUAUUUUGAAGCCAGCGGUGCUAUCUUGCGCAUGCUCUUGCAACACCUCUCUCCUAACAUUCCUCACUUUGGGAGGACUCUCAUUCACCACGCCGUAUUAUGUAACAAUGAAAGAGCGGUAGAGGUUCUGUUAAGUUGCGGUGCUGAUGUAGAAGUUCCAAUUAAGACAACAAAUUCAGAAACUGACUGCCCUGUUCACAUGGCGUCACGACUUGGAGUAAAUAAGGUUCUUCAACGAUUGGUUAGUGCUGGGUGCAAUAUCAACUCUCGGACAGAAUCUGGAGAAACUGCACUAAUGACCUGUGCUAGAUAUAAACACCAGGAAUGCCUUAAAAUCCUGGCUUCAGACGGUGCUGAUUUUGGCCUGGUGAAUUCUGCUGGUCAGAGCGCAAGCGUAAUAGCAGAGUCAGCAAGGUGGACUCUUGGCUUCCGACAAGCAGUUGCAGACGUGAUUCGAUUUGGUGAAAUUGUUCAAUCAAGCGAUGCAUCAAUAUUUUCUCCUCUAAUGCUUGUGACUCAAGCAAACGAUGUUGAGGCCUUGAAGAAACUGAUUGAGGGAGCAGACGUUGAUCUCAAUGAGCAAGAUGAAAAGGGAUACUCAGCUGCCAUGAUAGCUGCAGAGGGUGGUUACCUGGAAACUUUCAAAUUGCUUAUCAAUGCUGGGGCUGACAUAAACCUGCAGAAUAAAUGUGGUCAGACGGUGAUGGAACUAUUCGUUACAAACCAAAGCAGUGAAGAAUUUGAAAAGUUGUUUCUUAAGAAUGCUGCACCUCAAAAGGUACUUGAUAGUCCUAUUGAGUUUUGUGGGACUCUACAUCAGGCAGUACAGCACAGCGACACAGAUUUCGUUCUUACAUUGAUAAGCAGGGGUUCUGAUGUGAAUGCUUCUGAUGCCGAUGGAUACACUCCAUUGAUGUUAGCAGCAAGAGGAGGCCACGCUACGCUGUGCGAGCUUUUGAUUACUUCAGGGGCAAAAUGCGACAUUGCGAAUGCAAGACACGAGACAGCCCUCUUACUUGCAAGGAAAAGUGGGAUUAAAAACGAUGCAGAGAACGUGAUAUUGGAUGAGCUUGCAAGAAGCCUUGUUCUUGGUGGGAGUCGUGUGAAGAAGCACACAAAAUGCGGUAGAGGAUCUCCACAUCGAAAAGUGCUGAAAAUGGUUGGGGCUGCCGGGAUUUUGCAGUGGGGGAAGUCGAGCAAGAGAAAUGUGAUUUGCAGGAGGGCGGAAGUCGGGGCUAGUGACUCGUUCAGAUGGAACCGCCGGAGGAAAUUCGACACUGACGAGCCGGGGCUGUUCCAUGUGGUGACUACAAAGCACAAGGAGCUGCACUUUGUGUGUGAAGGUGGGAUCGAAAUGGCUGAGCUCUGGGUGAGAGGGAUCAAGCUUGUGACAAUCAAAGCUGUUUUUGGCAAGCUUUGAGUGAAGUUGGUGUGUGCAUUGGAGAUUUGUUCAAUUACAUUAUACUUUUUGUUGUUUUUUUUUUUUUUUACUUGAACUCUUAUUACUUAGGUAGUAACUUUCCCACAAAGGUCUUUAAACUCAGUAAAUACGUAAGUUUCUGGGCA
Messenger RNA from Pyrus x bretschneideri (Chinese white pear), 2583 nucleotides. Its product is annotated as ankyrin repeat domain-containing protein 50-like. Bases 143 to 2437 code for a protein of 764 amino acids. NCBI's taxonomy places the organism in Eukaryota, Viridiplantae, Streptophyta, Magnoliopsida, Rosales, Rosaceae. The transcript has 4 exons. Gene Ontology annotation, molecular function: protein binding. The record is from RefSeq and is a predicted model, not a curated record.